Closterium sp. Yama58-4 is the source of this 990-nucleotide messenger RNA. The record is from the annotation of a GenBank genome assembly. NCBI's taxonomy places the organism in Eukaryota, Viridiplantae, Streptophyta, Zygnematophyceae, Desmidiales, Closteriaceae.
AUGCUGAGACCGCGCCAAGGGCGCUGCGAUCGCUCGACCGUUGCAUGCGACGCGGCCGAAUGGUUCGAAACGCAGAAGGAGCUCCAGGCGCUACUGGCAGACCCGCUGCUCGCUGACGUGGCGGCUGACGUGUCACUGGAGGAGGUAGAGACGCUGAUUGCGGCGGAAACGGGCGGCGGGAUGCGGCUGCGAGUAAGGCGAUUAGAUGGCGGCGAGUAUGCGGUGGUGGUGCGGCGGUCAGCGACGGUGGGCGAGCUGAAGGUUGCGGUUGAGAGAGAGGCGCGGAGAUGGGCGCAGGGGGAAGAGGCGGAGGCAGGGUGGAUUCGCGCGGAGAGAUGGCGCGCGGAUGGCGGAGCGGGGGGGCGAGGGCAGGCAGGGGGGGGAAGGGAGGGAGGGGAAAGAAGGGAGGUAGGGCUGGAUGGUGGGGAUUUGAGGGAGAAGAGAAAGCGUGGAUGGGGGGAUGGAGAGGGUAUUGGGGAAGGGACGAGAGAGGGAGUGAGGAGUGAGGAAGAUGGUGGUGUGAUGAGAGGUGGCGGAGAGGGAAGGAGAGAGGGGCGAGAGAAGCAGGCAAGGAGGGAGAUGUUAGAACGAGUUGAGGAAGAGGACAGUGGAGGGCGAGAGGAGGAAGGAAGAGGGACGAGAAGAGUAGUUUUGGAGGAAGAGGGCGAAGUGAAGGAGGAAGGGAAGGAGGACGAAGAGCAGGAGCAGGAGCAGGAGGAGCAGGAGGAGCAGGAGGAGGAGGAAGCGUGCGCAGGGGUGUUGAGAGAGGGAUAUGACUACACACAGCCAUCACACAGCCGAGGCAUCUCAUGGCGCUACAUCUGGUCGCAUGCAUGCCUGGCACUGGACGGCCAUCCUCUCACUUUCCACUCUCCCACCACUCCUCUACUUGACCUCGGCCUCACCAACGGUGAUCAGCUGUGCUUCAUGCCUUUCCGCCCACCAAGCAACAAGAGACACCGAAAGGCAAGAAAGAUGCGGAUGGGUUGA